Schistosoma turkestanicum is the source of this 699-nucleotide messenger RNA. The record is from the annotation of a GenBank genome assembly. NCBI's taxonomy places the organism in Eukaryota, Metazoa, Platyhelminthes, Trematoda, Strigeidida, Schistosomatidae.
AUGUUGAUGACCAUAACUUAUUUGCAAUUAUGCUUCUAUUUGAUUGUACUACAAUUAAAUCAUAUAAGUGGACAACUAAACGAAUUCAACAAUCAUAUACAACAAAAUCAAACAAUCUCAACAUUUGUGAAAUCAUUGAAUCAAAACAAUGUAAUUGAUAACAGCCAACAAUCGAUAAAUUAUCAUGUGAAUAGAAGAGAAACAAGAUUGAAUGGUCCUUUAGAUGACAAAAAAGAGUUAGGAGAAAAAAAUACAUUAUAUAAAUUGCAAAGUUAUGUUUGUGAUCAAAUGGAAUCAGAAAAUGAGAGAAAUAUUAUCAGAGAUUAUGAAGAAACGAGUGACCACGAUAAAAAUAACGAGGAGAAUGAAAGAUAUAUUAAUAUAGAUGAAGAAAUAUUCAAAAAAGAAGACGAAGACGAAAAUUCGGAAAACGAAGAACAGGACAGAAAAAUUACUGAAGAAAGUCGGAAAGAAAAAAAGAAUAAAGAUAACAUUCUUGAGAAAAAACAAAACGACACAUUAAACGAAAACGAAGAGGUACCGGUUUGGAUUGAAAAGCGACAAUUGAAAUUCGAAGAGAAAGAAACAGACGAAGAUGAAAUAAAUUCAACGAAAGUUGAAAAAACCACAGAAGAACAAAAGAAACAGAAAUAUCGACACGACAGACAAAUUAAAACAAAAUAUAGAAAAAGCACCUGA